Messenger RNA from Coccinella septempunctata (seven-spotted ladybird), 879 nucleotides. Its product is annotated as ankyrin-1-like. The transcript is spliced from 2 exons. The record is from RefSeq and is a predicted model, not a curated record. Gene Ontology annotation, molecular function: protein binding. NCBI's taxonomy places the organism in Eukaryota, Metazoa, Arthropoda, Insecta, Coleoptera, Coccinellidae. Bases 1 to 879 code for a protein of 292 amino acids.
AUGGGAAUUCAAUGUUCGCGCAAGGUCUCGUUCGACGUAAACGCCUAUGUGGACACUGCCCAAAACACCGCUCUGAUCAAAGCAGUUAAUAAAGGCGAUAAAGAAGAAGUGCUGUAUCUACUGAAAAGAUGGGCCGACGUCAAUAAACCCAACGGGGUUCAUCUUGCGCCUCUCCACGUCGCCAUCCAGAACGGGCACUAUCAUCUGAUCGACUACCUGAUCCACCACGGGGCAAACAUCGAGCAAAUCGCUAAUGGCGGAUACAGACCAGUCCACAUGAUAUCCCUUUCGCCGAGAAGAACGGAGUGCUUAAUGCGUCUGGUGGUAUACAACGCCGAUCUCAACGCCAUGGACGACUACGGCAACACCCUAUUGCAGAUAAUGUUGAAAUGGGCGCACAAAGACAUGGGGCUGAUAUCGAGCCUCAUUUAUUACGGAGCUGAUCCCAACCUCACCGACACGGAAGGCAAUAACUGUCUUCACGUCCUCACUUCGAAGAAUUUGGAUAUGGACGAAUUGGAUGUUCGAAAAGCAACAUCGGAAGUAUUGCCGAAGAUCAUCGAUGUGGAUGUUAAAAAUAACCUCGGGGAAACGCCACUGUUUCUAGCCUGCGAAGGCAACAAUGAGUAUUUGGUACGAAUGCUACUCGACAGAGACGCCAAUAUACUUGCUGAAUGCAGGGAUAAUUUGACGCCGUUAGAUAUCGCCGUCAGGGAAAAGAGCCAGGGUGCCCUGCAAGAGAUGCUGUGGCACAUAAUUGACAAAGAGAAAAGCGGUGAACCAGUUGAGGCUAUUUUGUUGGAAAAAAUUGAAUCGAAUGAGGAACUGAGAACGUUGUACGAAUCUAUUAAAAAUGGGGAGAUAGUUUUGUAUGAGUAA